This is a messenger RNA of Cucurbitaria berberidis CBS 394.84, 2058 nucleotides long. RefSeq lists its product as uncharacterized. Gene Ontology annotation, molecular function: zinc ion binding; DNA-binding transcription factor activity, RNA polymerase II-specific; transcription cis-regulatory region binding. The transcript is spliced from 6 exons. Gene Ontology annotation, biological process: DNA-templated transcription; regulation of DNA-templated transcription. Gene Ontology annotation, cellular component: nucleus. Bases 1 to 2058 code for a protein of 685 amino acids. NCBI's taxonomy places the organism in Eukaryota, Fungi, Ascomycota, Dothideomycetes, Pleosporales, Cucurbitariaceae. The record is from RefSeq and is a predicted model, not a curated record.
AUGACGACCCCACGAAGAAAGGCGUGCGUCGAGUGCCGCCAGCAAAAGAUUCGAUGUGAUGUCGAGCAACACAAAGUACCGCAUGACCCGUGUGGACGCUGUAGAAAGAUGGGCCUCGAGUGCAGGAUUCUGCCUACAUCGACUAGGAAUCUCCGGCAGACAAAAGCAGAGAUGCGACGAGAGCUCGAAGAAUUGCGAUGGAACAUGAGGCAGAAUGGAGCCCAGCCAGGUGAUGCGAAUUACCCUAAUUCGGUCGCGUCGCCAAACGUCGACAUGCAAAACUACACCCCGCAUGAGCACGCUUCAGGAACAUAUUCAGACCCAUCUGCCAGGACAGAUGGCUCCAACUCACUUUCGCCAGCUUUCGAGUCGAGACCACCCACGAGAAAGGGGUCAGAUAAUCGUGCUACGCUUCCACGCGCCAUGGACGGAUACAUGCUCGAUUCGAGAAGGAUCGACGACUGCUUCACUCUAUUCUUCACACAAUAUCAUCCUCUUUUUCCCAUUCUGGACCCCUCUUUGGCGCCCAAUGAUUAUUAUGAGCUAUCACCUUUCGUCUUCUGGGCUAUCGUCGUCACGGGAUCAAGAAGAUACUCGGAAGAUCCGACGAUACUUGAUAAGACAAGUCAGCUCAUCACUCCACUCGCAUUCUCGUCCAUGGCUCUGCGAUCUUCCCAAAUCCCGGUUAUUCAGGGACUCUUGAUCCUUUCCACUUGGCGACUACCAACAAACUCCAUGUACAAGGAUAUGACUCACCUCCUGUGUGGCUCUGCAGUACAUCUAGCCACCCAGAUUGGAUUACAUAUCUCUGGCGUAGGCCAGGACUUCGCAAGGAUGCCAAUCAAGCAAAAUCAAGAUUUGAAGAUCUCUCGAGCCAGGCUAUGGCUUUGCUGCGUCAUCGUUUCUAUAAGAACCAGUUGCGCUGAAGGUAUACCGCCUCUUGCAGAGUCUUUCUUCGACGGCGACGAACGUAAUCGUGAAGACAUGGUUCCGUAUCUUCCGGUUGACCUGCAGUACCUGCACAAGGUCUUUAUCAUCCUCCUUCGUGCCAUGGUAGCGAUGGGUAAAACCAAUCUGCAAUCCACCAAUUGCGAUGUCCGCGUGCUGCGAUCACUUAUCAGCAUUUUCGACUCGCAGCUACUUAACUUGGCACCAUCUUCUCCAAGCGAUCUUGUAGACACUCUCCAACUCAACUGUGCUCGCAUUCAUGUUAGGGCCUUCCACUUUUUUGCCUACCCAACCAGCCCAGGUCCGGACGCAGACGGCUUUUCUCGCUUUUACUCACUCUGUGUUUCAGUAAUCCAAGCAGCCACCACUAUGACCAUGACGCAGCAGACGGCCUUCGCGUCCGUCUCACAGUCUUUCAUCGACAGGACAAUCACACUCGCCGGAUUCACCAUUCUCAGGCUUAUUCGAAGUCCGCUCGCUCAACAUCUGGACCUUGCUGCUGGUGAGCAAGCAUUCUUCCAGGCUGUACAGUUUCUUAAGAACGUUUCUUUGCAGCAAGGAGAUAUCGGUGUCAGGACCGCCCUCAUCAUGAAUGAUCUGUGGGGCAGCAACAGGGUCUUCCGUAGAAAGGACGGUCGCACCGAUUCACUCGGUCUGAGACUAAGGACACGACUAAGCAUGAGUGUCAGCUACGACAUGUUCUGGUACUGGCGAGAAGAAUUUGGUCAUAUGCAGAAUCCUUACAACGGCGACGAACCGAUUCUUCCCUCCAACGACGCGACCCAGCCCACUACACCUCACCAAGCAUAUGUUUCAAAUCAAGCUCAGGGGCUUUCAGACGCCACAGUACGGUCGCAACCCCCAGUAAACAAGUUCGAUCCUAGCUUGGUGAAUCCCCAGCUACAGCCAGAUCCAACUGGUAUGAGCUUUGACGCCUGGGAUGGCUCCGAAUACAGCGUACCACCGAUGUUGGAUCAAUUCCCUGACUACGACUGGGCAGCUGGUUAUGAUUUCUCGAAUAGCGACUUUCCAACUAUUCCAGGUGGCCCAAUGAACCCAAUCAUGCCCGGUAACGGUAGCGGGGCCAACAUGGGCUAUACGUUUGGUUGA